This is a messenger RNA of Oreochromis niloticus (Nile tilapia), 6320 nucleotides long. RefSeq names its product kinase insert domain receptor like (gene kdrl). The transcript is spliced from 30 exons. Bases 471 to 4379 code for a protein of 1302 amino acids. Lineage: Eukaryota; Metazoa; Chordata; Actinopteri; Cichliformes; Cichlidae. Gene Ontology annotation, biological process: protein phosphorylation; endothelial cell differentiation; cell migration. Gene Ontology annotation, molecular function: growth factor binding; ATP binding; vascular endothelial growth factor receptor activity. Gene Ontology annotation, cellular component: signaling receptor complex; plasma membrane. The record is from RefSeq and is a predicted model, not a curated record.
GGCACUGUAAGUGUUGCACAGAGGCGAUAGGGAGGCGAUACAGUGGGUACAAGGCACAGGAGCUCAUUGAUCUCGUUCGUGAGUCCAAACACAGCAACAGAGCUGAAGUACUUUUCACUUCAACUUUUUUAUUUUACAGCCGAUUCAAUUUCCUUCAUUUAACUUUUUUUUCUCUUGCUACUUUUGCACCUGCCCAGAGGAUAGCGGUGCAUCCGACCCGCCUCCUCAGUGCGCCGGUGCCGGGAGUUGGACUGCCGAGCAGCGCAGGAGAGCUCCCCCGCGAAUCGCGUGCAGGGAUAUGGGAAAAUUACUGCUGCUUUGUCCUUGCGCACCUGAACCUUUUGGGGAUUCAUAAAAGGCGUUUUAAAGGCCAAUUAAGACUCGCAGUCAGCCGGAAUUUAAAGACACAAACAGGGACUUGAUUGCGUUUAUUUUUAACACAAGGUUUGCACUUUGGAGAAGUUCGCAGGAUGGCCCCACCUGACUGCUUCAACCAGGUCGCUGUCAUCUUGUGUUUUUUAUCUCUAACAUUAGGACACUUGGAGAGCGCAAACUUGCUUAGGAGUCAUCCCUCCGGCGAUCCAAUCGUUCUUCAUAAAGGCAAUUUGUUAAACCUCACCUGCAGAGGUCAUGGUGUCUUCAGCUGGACACUUGCCCAGCGGUCGAUCGCAUCGCAGGGAGUGAAGGUGGAGAAGUGUGAUUCAAGACCUCACCGUCAGUCUCACUGCAGCAGACUGAUAGUCACACACCUGAUUGCCAAUGACACAGGGACUUACACCUGUAAAUACACCAAGGAUGGUUCAUACCAAAUCAAAUCCACCUAUGUGUAUGUCAAAGAUCCCGACCAGCCAUUUGUGGAGCCUGCUAGAGGUCAUAUUCUGGGCAUCUACAGGCAUGAGACCAGCCUUGUUGUCCCGUGUCGGACAUCCUCACCUGAUACUGAUGUCACACUGACAGGGGCGCCACGUUUAGCUGAGAAGGUUACAAAAGAAAUGGAGUGGGAUCCAAUGGUUGGGUUCAGGAUCCCCUACGGUGCCUCCGAUUCAUACAACAUUCUGACAUGUCAUGCCAAAGUCAACGGUCAAGUGUUCAAGUCAGAGUACUUUAUUACGAGACUGACUGAUGUUCUUAACAAUGUGAGGAUCACUCCAGAUAACUACCGUGUUAAAAUUUUGACUGGAGACACCCUCAUCCUCAACUGUAGUGGGGAGACCACCUAUAAUGGAAGAAUCAACUUCACCUGGACUUUUCCAAAGAAGAACGAAAAUCGGCAUACUACAAUCAAGUCCCUACUCAGACCUUCUAAGGUCCUUGUAAUGAGUAAAACUUUAGUGUUGCCAAACAUUACCAUGGAGGAUAAGGGAAUCUAUCAUUGCAAAGCUGAGCUGAAUCCCAGAGUAAAUGAUACUGCCACGGCAAAAGUUGUUGUCUAUGAGCAUCCAUUUCUUAACAUUUCCUCUAAGAAUGGACAGCAUAGAACAGUCGCUGAAGGUGUAAGGAAGAUUGUGUUUGAACCCAGGGUCAUCGCUUUGCCACCACCAGACAUGAUAGCAUGGUACAAGGAUGGGGUUCCUAUCCAGAAGAAUUCCACUUGCUACAAGAUGUCUGAUUUCAGCUUGGCCAUCACUGAUGUGCAGGAGAAGAAUUCUGGCGUGUUCACCUUAAGCCUGGGCAACAGAGCGAAGGGGCUGUACAGGAAUCUCAGCUACGUUCUGGAGGUCACAGUGAAGCCAAGUAUUUCAGAGGCGGAGCUUGCUACUGUGGACGUGCAACCUUACAUGUCGGGCAAACAGCAUCAUCUAACCUGCACUGCUUAUGGCCUGCCGUUGCCAACCAUCACUUGGCACUGGCAACCAUUUCACUCAGAACCGAAGUUUAAAAAUGACUUGGAGCCUGUCUUUGUCAGAGUGGAUGAAAGGAAAAAUGAUUCCUACAACUGGAUUAAAAGCAUAAACAUGAAGUCUGAACUAGUUAAAGGAAAAAACAAGACUGUGAGUACCCUGGUGAUCGGAGAUGCACGUGUUUCAGGACGAUUUUACUGUAAGGCUGAGAACUACAUUGGCAGCGCCCACAUUACAGUGCCUUUCUAUGUUGAUGAUCAACCUGAGAAAAUAACCACUGAACCUCAGAAAGCAAUUGAAGGGAACAACGUCAACCUGACCUGUCGGGCAACCCGUUAUCUCUACACAGAUCUACACUGGUUGGAUUCCAAGAAUCAAACAGUCACUUCCAAUGUGUCUAGACUCCAGUUCGGUCGCUACUCUAUUUCCCUUUCUCUCUAUUUGCACAAUGUGUCUCAAAAGAGCACUGCAGGUUACAAGUGCCGAGCCUACAAGCUCAACAAGAAGGCUGAACUCAAGAAGGCUGUACUUAUUUUGGAUGCCAGAAGAAGACCGUGGCUGAAUCAAAAUCUGACUAGCCAAGAUGUGAACAAUACCAGCACCCUGAGGCUGGUUUGUAACGCUUCAGCAGUUCCUCCUCCAAAAAUCAUGUGGCUCAAAGAUGGUGUUCCACUAGAAGAAAAUCCAGGUAUCACACUGGGUGAGGACGGUACCCUGAUCAUUGAGAGGGUCAAGAAAGAUGAUGAGGGUCUGUACGAGUGUAUAGCCAGCAACACUGAGGGUGUCCUGAAAACAAGCGCUUUGGUUACUGUGUCUGGGGAUGAGGUGAAGCCAGAUGUUGAGGUCAUAAUUUUGGUGUGUACGGGAGCUGCAGCAACGUUCCUCUGGAUCAUGCUUAUUCUUUUCAUUCGCAAGCUAAGGAAGCAACCAGCACAUUAUAAAAUGGGUCCAUCUAUCAUCAUUGAUCCUGAUGAAUAUCCCCUCGAGGAGCAGAAUGAUUUGCUUCAGUAUGACGGCAGCAAGUGGGAGUUUCCUCGUGACCGCCUACAACUAGGCAAAACACUCGGCCAUGGAGCUUUUGGAAAAGUGGUUGAGGCUUCUGCUUUUGGGAUCGACAAGCUCUCAACCUGCAAGACUGUUGCAGUCAAAAUGCUGAAAGGAGGCGCUACAUCAAACGAGCGAAAGGCUCUGAUGUCAGAGUUAAAGAUCCUGAUCCACAUUGGCCAUCACCUCAAUGUGGUUAACCUGCUGGGAGCCUGCACGAAACCUGGCGGACCGUUGAUGAUGAUAGUGGAGUUCUGCAAAUAUGGAAAUUUGUCCAACUAUUUGAGGAGCAAGAGAGACGACUUUCUCGUCUACAAAAGCCCGGAUGGUAAGGUGGUUUCAUCCGGAUUGGGCUGCGAACUCAGCGAGCUGAUGAAGCGCCGCUUGGAGAGCGUGGCCAGCACCGGAAGCUCCGCGAGCUCCGGUUUUAUCGAAGAUAAGAGCUACUGUGACUCAGAGGAAGAGGAAGAAGAACCUGAGGAUUUAUAUAAGAGAGUUCUGACACUGGAAGAUUUAAUUUGCUACAGUUUCCAAGUUGCAAAAGGCAUGGAGUUCUUGGCUUCACGAAAGUGCAUUCAUCGUGAUCUGGCUGCGCGAAAUAUCCUGCUUUCUGAGAAUAAUGUUGUGAAGAUCUGUGAUUUUGGACUCGCAAGGGAUGUCUACAAGGACCCAGAUUACGUGCGCAAAGGAGAUGCUAGACUGCCGCUUAAGUGGAUGGCACCUGAGGCCAUUUUUGACAAGAUCUACACAACUCAGAGUGAUGUUUGGUCCUUCGGUGUUCUCAUGUGGGAGAUCUUCUCUCUGGGUGCCUCCCCAUACCCGGGCGUCCAGAUCGAUGAAGAAUUUUGCUGCAGACUCAAAGAGGGAACCAGGAUGAGAGCGCCAGAAUAUGCUUCCUCUGAAAUAUAUCAGACCAUGCUGGACUGCUGGCAGGGUGAGCCACAGGAGAGGCCGACCUUCACUGAGCUGGUGGAAAGGCUGGGAGACUUGCUUCAGGCCAGUGUGCAACAGGAGGGUAAGCACUACAUACCCAUCAACACAGCCUUGCUGGCAAAGGUGGGAGACCAGACUGUUGCAGUAUCGUCAGAGGAGACACGGCCAACCUCCCACCGCGACUCAGGGAGCAACUGGAACAUUAAGAUCCGUCCCGCCAGCGUAAAAACCUUUGAUGAGGUUAUGAUGGAGGACGGAACAAGUGAGAACCACGAGGGUCAUUCAGACAGCGGGAUGGGCCUUUCGUCUGACAACAUGAAGACACUGAUGCGCUUUGAGUCGUUGGCAGGCCGACCUCUGAGCAUCAUGGCUCUGGCGAUGAAGGCAGCGAGUAAGAGUAAAGAGUCCAUGCUGUGUGACGCAGAGAAGGAGAAGUACCAGCCCAUCGUCCCCCCUCUGGACUUCAGUCUGGAUGACUCGUCUCUAGACGCCAGCCUCGAGUGUCACAGCCCGCCGCCUGACUAUAACUCCGUGGUGCGCUACUCCACCCCUCCUGUGUAACCUCCCGUUUUGUCCCUGGAGAAUCUGAGAGUGACAACCUCAAGGCCUUUUGCUUUGUUCUCCUCUGUUUUGACUCUUAUCUCCGGACCGUUUCUCUAGCAACACUUGAGUGUGAAACACGAAAGGACGCUCAUGAAUCAGCUUGACCGUGAUUUUUUUUUUUCCAACUUCAAGGAAGGCUGUGAACUGGUGAUUUCUCUCCAGUUUGAAGGCAACAUUAAAGCUGCUGGUCCGGUCCACGUUCACUGUAAUAUGGCAAACAGCUGAAAACAGGCUCAGGUAUUUCUUUGAUCUACUGUGAAACAAACCGCAAUGAUUUCACUUUGAACAAGCUACAGCGUUUAGAGAUGAAAAAGCCUUAAAAGAAAAGAGAGAGGACUCCCUAGACCUUUCAAGUUCAGACCAAAAACCUUUUUAAAAAAAAAAAAAAUAGGUUAACUUUAUUGGAAAAAAUAAAAACUGUAUUUGUGAAAUUGUUUUUGUAAUCCGGCUCCAUUGUCUCAUACGAAGGUUCGUUUUUGCUCAAAACAAAAAGCAGACAGUGGAGCGCAUUAAUUAUGGACAGUCUCUUUUGAGGUCAUGGCUCCUGUGAUCUCAUCAAAUAUUCAGCUCAACUAACUCAGGUUGACCAAGAGUGAUAGAGAAGAAGGGUACUCUGGAUCUCUCUUGGGUUUCAGAAAAUCACAGGUUAAUGGGGGAAACAGGGUAGAGCUGAGAGUAAGAACAGACAGCUUCAGAUUUGACAGUCUGACUAUGGACCCAUUAAAGUUACUGUAUAUACAGACUCAUCCACCUCCUUUUCCAGCCAGGUAUUAAAGAAAUAAUUUUUCAUUUGAAAUUAGUCCAGCUAAAAAAAAGUGUAUUUUUCUUCUGUACAGACAUAGUUAGAAACAUCAUAGGAACAGUUAAUUAAAAAGACCACUAGUUAAACUAAUAGAGUAUUUAUAGGCUGAAGACACUGUCACUUAGUAAUCCAGCUCUGUUGUUUAUAUACAUUCAUGUUUUAAGUUAACCAAAGCAUUUUCCAGCUUAGUCUUCCUGAUAUCACCAUGCAAUAUCCUGGUGUUGAAUUCCAGACAUUAUAUGCUGUUUGUGCUGCUGUAUUCACUAAUAAUAACGCUGCUUCUGCAGAGACGUGUUUGUAAUGCGAGGUGGGAUAUUCUCAGUCCCUCAUCUUGUUGUAGUAAAGCUUGUGGUGCGGGCUGUCAAAACUCUGUGUGUGUGAGAGAGAGAGGUCAGCUAAGUGCGUAACAUCACCAAUGUUUAAAAGCACAUUGAGCUUAUUUUUAUGUUGUGAUACAGCAAACACACCCCGUGGAAAUGCAGCUAGCUCAUGCCCAUUAACCACUGCAGAAACAGUGUUUGUCAGCGAGUAAACUAAAGUGAAUAUUUUGAUCAUUUCCUGAUGAUGUUUUGUUUGUGGCUGCGUGUUUGUGUAAGAGGAGAGGAAGUAAUUAUGCACUGAUGCUUUAUAUCAAGUAUAUGUUUUUGUAUUUUAAAGGUGUAUUAUUAGGAACAUAUGUCGAGGAUCACAUGUUUAAAAUUAUUUUAUUUCUUUUUUGUUCGUUUUUUGUUUAAGUAUGAAUUAACACUUCUGUUAUUUGUUGCAUUAUUUCAUGCCAGUCUAACAUCAUCACUGCUGUUCAUUAUGGAAAUAGCUAUCUAUGUCAAGCUUCAUAUAAAUGGAUCCAUCAGUUUAGCCUCUACUUUAACAGUAUUAAUUAUCUCAAUAUCUGGUCAGUUUGGGUAAAUGUUGUAUUUUAUCUCAUGUCUUUGGAGAAAUCAUGACUAAUGCUUCCAGCAGCUCAAAACUUCUUCCGAGCUGCUUCUGUGUUGUCCACAUAGCGUAACAAGUUAUAGUGUUUUAAAAAAUUAUGUUCCCCAACACUGUUAACUGAGUGUAUGAAGUGAAUAAAUAAAGCUCUAUAUAUUUAUACAUUA